CAGGUGAACGAUGGUUUCUCUCCUGACUCGUCGGAUCCACUUUUCUUGUCUCCAUCGUUUCCUGCAGAGUUUUAACUUUAACUCUGGAAACGUCACCAGAUGUGCGUCUCUGGACGGUGCUCUCUCUGCCUUCAGGUCGAUCUGUGGUGAGGACGGCGUCUCACUGGGUGAAGCCGUCAGAGAGCAGCAUGGAAAAGAUGAGUCUUUGCACAGGUGUUGUCCUCCAGAUGUGGUGCUGUUUCCUGCUUGCGUGGAGGAGGUCAGCGCUCUGGCUCAGGUCUGCCACCGCCACCGCCUGCCCAUCGUCCCCUUCGGCACCGGGACGGGUCUGGAGGGAGGCGUCAGUGCAGUGAAGGGCGGCGUGUGCUUCAGUCUGAGGAACAUGGACCAGGUUCUGGAUCUCCACCAGGAGGACUUCGACGUGACGGUGGAGCCGGGUGUGACUCGGAAGGCUCUGAACUCCUACCUGAGAGACACCGGCCUGUGGUUUCCUGUCGAUCCUGGUGCUGACGCGUCUCUGUGUGGAAUGGCGGCUACCAGCGCGUCGGGGACGAACGCCGUGCGAUACGGAACCAUGAGGGAAAACGUUCUGAACCUGGAGGUGGUGCUCGCCGACGGCACCGUGGUACACACAGCCGGGAAGGGCCGACGCCCCAGGAAGACGUCAGCCGGCUACAACCUGACCAACCUGUUUGUGGGCUCGGAGGGAACCCUGGGCAUCAUCACCAAGACCACGCUGCGGCUCUACGGCGUCCCAGAGUCCAUGGCGUCGGCCGUCUGCUCGUUUCCCUCCAUCCAGGACGCCGUGGACAGCACCGUGCAGGUCCUACAGGCCGGAGUGCCCAUCGCUCGCAUUGAGUUCCUGGAUGACGUGAUGAUCGACGCGUGCAACCGGUUCAGUCGUCUCUCGUACCCUGUGAUGCCAACGCUGUUCCUGGAGUUCCACGGCUCUGAGCAAAGCCUGAAGGAACAAGUCAACACAACUGAGGAAAUCACUCAGAGCAACAGAGGCUCAGAUUUCCAGUGGGCUCAAGAUGCAGAAACGAGGGAGCGUCUGUGGAAAGCUCGUCAUGACGCCUGGUACGCUGCUCUGGCUCUCAGGCCCGGCUGCAAGGCCUACGCAACCGAUGUGUGUGUCCCUCUCUCUCGACUGCCCCAAAUCCUGGUGGAGACAAAAGAGGACCUGAUUGAAAACAGACUGACAGGUCCCAUAGCGGGACACGUAGGAGACGGUAACUUCCACUGCCUGGUGGUGGUCGACCCCAGCGACCCCGAGGAGCUGCACCGGGUCCAUCUGUUCACUGAGAGACUGGCCAGGCGAGCUCUGGCCAUGGACGGAACCUGCACGGGGGAGCACGGAGUGGGCUUAGGGAAGAGAGCGCUGCUGCGUGAGGAGAUGGGACCCUCGGCCAUCCAGGUCAUGCAGGGUCUCAAAGACGUCCUGGACCCCGAUAACCUGAUGAAUCCUGGGAAAGUUCUUCAGCCACGAGAAAUAUGAACUGUGUUUUUUUAGUCAGUGAACAUGGAGAAUCUCCUGAUCUGCUCACCGUGCAUGGCUUAAAGACUGAUGUCGCAAUGAAGCUGCUUAUUUCCAACGAUCAAAUGUGAAAGAUAAGAUCACAACCAACGCUGUUAUUUAAUAUCUGUGAUGAUUCCACGCCGUUGACUGUAAAUAAAGAUGGACGACGUGAAACAAGUGGAGCGUCAAGCGUCGUCCAUCUUUAUUUUCAGUCUAUACUUGCUUUUACGGGAUGAUCUAAAAAUAUAUUUGAAUAUGGAAAAUCAAGAAUGUUUCGCUUUUUCGUGGAUAAUCAAACUGUUAAUUAUACGGUAAGAUGACACAUUACGACAGUGAGGGAUUAGCUAAUCUGUCUAAUACUCAUUUAGAAAAUGGACAAAGCAGAAAACUUGAUAAAACCAGGACGUGUCAGAAGUUCAAGCUGUUACACAGGUUGACUCCCGGGGACCAAACCCAGGGUGGAGCCUCCUGCACGAAGCAGAAACAUUCCACAGGUCGUCUGUAGUCCACGGAGUCAGAUGAUAAAUAUCUGUUUGAUUGUUUACUGUCAGUCUUCAUUAUAAUUAUCACCCUGACGAUGGAUUUGAGGUCAAAUUAAGACCAAAGUGUUCAGAGAAUUCACAGAAAAAAAACCUGAGCAACCAAAUGAAUAAAUGUGAAGUUUGUGCCUUUCUUAAAUACACCUGUGUUACUAAAUACCACUUUUCUAAUCCCUGCUCUUUAUGGAGAGUUUAUAUUUGGUCAAUAAUUGAUUAGUUAACGUCUAUUACAACAAACUUUGAGUUGCAAAGGUGAAAAAUUGUGGUUUCUUUGUUUGUUAGUUAUUCAGAUAUAACUGUGGAUCAUGAGUAAAUAUUUGGGUGUUUCUCACGACUUGGUUUUGCUUCAGUUGCUGGUGAAUGGAUUCUGAGGCCACAGCUUUGUUUUCCCUGAAACGCUGCAGCAGACGGAUUAAAGAGAUGAAAAGACGUCUGCGUAUUAAUCUGCUGGAGGAUGAACCUCUGCCAGAGGAAUUAUUCUUAUCGCCAAAUGAUUUAUUAAUUACGUUUUAUCAUUUAUUCAGAUUGACUAGUCCAGUUCUUCAGGUUGAAUGUUGGAGUCUUUAUAAAAUUCUGCUUGGCUGUGAGUUCUGCUGCUUAACUUUGAUUGUAAACAAACUGCCAACGAAUCAACUGGAUUCAUCUCCUGCACAGUUUUGUCUAUAUUCAUGCAAAUGUAUUUAUUUUAUUUGAGAUUGAAUGUGAAAGAACAAAAAAUAAAUGUCUUCCCUGUCCAAACACUUCUGCUCUGGAUUGUAAUGUAGAAAUAUUGUCUAUUUAAAAUGUGUGUGCAACCCUCAGAGUCACUGUUUAUUUGAGGAGGAAUUAAAUCACCAGACAACA
This is a messenger RNA of Limanda limanda (common dab), 2901 nucleotides long. It is a transcript of the gene ldhd, whose product is annotated as lactate dehydrogenase D. The transcript has 11 exons. Lineage: Eukaryota; Metazoa; Chordata; Actinopteri; Pleuronectiformes; Pleuronectidae. The record is from RefSeq and is a predicted model, not a curated record. Gene Ontology annotation, biological process: lactate catabolic process. Gene Ontology annotation, molecular function: D-lactate dehydrogenase (cytochrome) activity; D-lactate dehydrogenase (NAD+) activity; FAD binding. The coding region runs from base 11 to 1498 and encodes 495 amino acids. Gene Ontology annotation, cellular component: mitochondrion.